Molecule: messenger RNA, 1838 nt
Organism: Lobosporangium transversale
Lineage: Eukaryota; Fungi; Mortierellomycota; Mortierellomycetes; Mortierellales; Mortierellaceae
Product: cytochrome P450
Exons: 4
Coding region: 52-1683 (543 amino acids)
Molecular function (GO): heme binding; monooxygenase activity; iron ion binding
Source: RefSeq, a predicted model, not a curated record
AUCUACUAUACCCCCACAUAUCAAGAAUACCCUCCACAGAUCCUUCACCAAAUGCUUGGCCUUUUAUCUAAUCCCAUGAAUGGCAUGCCCAUUGAAGCUACAAAGGCUAUCGUUCCUCUUGGUAUCGGGCUUGCCUCUGCGGCAUUCUUGGCCAUGAAGGCUGUCGCAACCCCAAAGUUCCCAAAUGACAAAAGGAUUCCUAUGGCCUCUCUCAGGCCAGGCGAUUCUUCGCAUGAUAAUGAAUACAAUGAGGAUCCAAAUGCGUUCAUCAAGCGAUGUGAAGAAGAAUGCGGACCAUUUUUCAAUGUAUUUCUGCACGGCUUUCCUUACACUGUCGUCUCUAAUCCUUAUAUCAGCGAAGUUUACACUUCCGGUGACUUCUCUCACCUUGACACAUUUGAAGACCUUACAAGCAUGAUGGCAUACUUUAAUACCAUCCGAAAGAGCAACAAGCAUAAUGGCCUUCAAACCCCACACGAUAUCGUCCGUAACAUCCUCAACCCCAACUUGCCCAUGUUUACUCCAGAGAUCGCAAAGCUGGUAGAGGAAAACCUCGAACAGGAAUUAGGCCGCUGUCCUGUUGAAAAAGGGAGGAUACUGGUCAAAAAUCCUUUUCAUUUAAUUCAUGAGUUAGUUGCAAAAGCAAUGGCACAUGUUUUUGUUGGUCCCGAGGUUGCCAAGAGCCGCCAGAUUGUUGAAACAUUUAUGUCUGCUGCUGCAGAUUUCGGAGAGGUGAUCGGCGUCCACGCUCCCACCUCGAAGUGGCGCACGCUUGCGCUUCGACUCAACUACAAAUCUUUCCACAAUCCACUUCAGAAGCAUCUCCAAGUCCUGGUAGAUGUUUCCACGCCCGUAGUCCUUGAACGCCGUCGACUUGAAGCUCUGGCGAACGAGACUGGUGUUGAAUGGGAGCGACCUAGGGAUAUCCUUCAGCAGUUGCUUGACAACGCCGACAAGUAUGGGUUCGUUGACUUGGAAGAUGUUUGCGCUCAUAUCCUUAUCCUUAUUGUCAUAAGUGUCCAUACGACAGCAGACGCCGCCAACAGUAUGCUCUACUACAUGGCGGCAUUUCCACACUCCAUGGACAAGUUAUUCGAAGAGCAGCAGCAGAUCCUCAAUGAUAUUCAAGCGGAACGCGAGCAUGCCCGGCAAGAAUGCUUGAAGAAGGGAGAGCCCAUCAACGACCAUUUGGACCCUGCACAUGACAAAGACCUGCCGGUAGCCGCGGUCAAGAAGAUGGUUCAUUUGGAUUCCUUUAUACGAGAGAGCUUUAGAGUCCGUGCUGAGCCUUUGUCUAUGAUUACAAAUCGGCGUGCGCGCAGAGAUAGUACCUUUUCGAACGGUUAUAAGAUCUCCAAAGGCGCUAGCUUUAUUAUCAAUGCGAGAUCUGGCCAUAUGGGCCCUGAAGCAGGGGAGGAUGCAACAGAGUUUAGGCCAUGGCGGUUCGUCGGCAAAGCUAAGACCGCGAUCAAAGUUGGACCAGAUUAUCUGCCCUUUGGCAUGGGAGGGCACGCUUGUCCAGGACGAUUCAUGGCUAUAAUGGAGUUGAAAGUCAUUGGUGCUUUGAUAGUUACCAAGUUCUCCAAGGUAGAAAUGCAAGACCCUUCCAAGACAAAGAUGGCUCUUCAUUCCCGUCUUGGCGAGCCUAUCCCCAGUGGCCUAAAGUUCUUUAUCCGUGAAUGAGUGGCAUAGCUCGUCAUGAGCCACUUGAUAUCUUCCAAAUGGAUUAUUCUCAUCCCUGUCCUUGUGUGGCGACUGUUCGAUACUUGUUGUUUUUCCAUAUCUGCCUCGAUUUAAUGAUAAUUAUGAGAUUUGAUUAGCAUCUCCUGAAUGGUUGC